Heteronotia binoei (common prickly gecko) is the source of this 2434-nucleotide messenger RNA. RefSeq names its product DExD-box helicase 39B (gene DDX39B). The record is from RefSeq and is a predicted model, not a curated record. The transcript is spliced from 11 exons. Bases 352 to 1638 code for a protein of 428 amino acids. Gene Ontology annotation, molecular function: RNA helicase activity; RNA binding; ATP binding. Lineage: Eukaryota; Metazoa; Chordata; Lepidosauria; Squamata; Gekkonidae. Gene Ontology annotation, biological process: mRNA splicing, via spliceosome; mRNA export from nucleus.
GAGACGCGCAGCCUCAAUCCCUGCCAGUGGGGUGAUUAUUGCAACCGCCUUCCCCAAAAGCACCAACACACAAGUAUUCCUACAGUUUCGAGGCCCAGUUGAAUCUAUAAACUGUUUUUUUUUUUUUAAAUUAGCUUCCCCUGCAGUUCUCUUUGCUAAUUUUAUUUUUCUACUCAGGCUCUGGAUUAGGCAGGCUGUCCAAGAAGCGCGCGGGGUCCUCACGGCGGAGCCGUUUUCGGACAUCCGGCCCCGCCCCCCCCGGAAACUGCGCUUUCUGCUGUGGCCCUCGCUUGGAGUAGUCGUGCUGCCCUUCCCCCUCGGUGAAGUUCUUAGAGAGAGGCAUCGAUCACCAUGACCGAGAAUGAUGUUGACAACGAGCUCUUGGAUUAUGAGGACGACGAGGUUGAAAACCAGGCAGCAGGAGACGGGGUGGAUGUCCCGUCCAAGAAGGACGUCAAGGGCUCCUACGUCUCCAUCCACAGUUCUGGCUUUCGCGAUUUCUUGCUAAAGCCAGAGCUGCUGCGUGCCAUUGUUGACUGUGGCUUUGAGCACCCUUCGGAAGUACAACAUGAGUGUAUUCCGCAGGCCAUCCUGGGCAUGGACGUCCUCUGCCAAGCCAAGUCAGGCAUGGGCAAGACCGCUGUCUUUGUUCUUGCUACACUACAGCAGUUGGAGCCGGUCACGGGGCAGGUGUCGGUCCUGGUGAUGUGUCACACUCGCGAGCUGGCCUUCCAGAUCAGCAAGGAGUACGAGCGUUUCUCCAAGUACAUGCCCAGCGUCAAGGUGUCUGUGUUCUUUGGAGGCCUGUCCAUCAAGAAGGAUGAGGAGGUGCUGAAGAAGAACUGCCCCCACAUUGUGGUGGGGACCCCGGGCCGCAUCCUGGCCUUGGCCCGCAACAAGAGCCUCAACCUCAAGCACAUCAAGCAUUUCAUCCUGGACGAAUGCGACAAGAUGCUCGAGCAGCUUGAUAUGCGUCGGGAUGUCCAGGAGAUCUUCCGCAUGACCCCACAUGAAAAGCAGGUCAUGAUGUUCAGUGCCACUCUCAGCAAGGACAUCCGCCCCGUGUGCCGCAAAUUCAUGCAAGACCCCAUGGAGAUCUUCGUGGACGACGAGACCAAGCUGACGCUGCACGGGCUGCAGCAGUACUAUGUCAAACUGAAAGACAACGAGAAGAACCGCAAGCUCUUUGACCUGCUCGAUGUGCUGGAAUUCAACCAGGUGGUGAUCUUUGUGAAGUCCGUGCAGCGCUGCAUAGCAUUGGCUCAGCUUCUGGUGGAGCAGAACUUCCCAGCCAUCGCCAUACACAGGGGGAUGCCCCAGGAGGAGAGGUUGUCGCGCUACCAACAGUUCAAAGAUUUCCAGCGCCGUAUCUUGGUGGCCACCAAUCUCUUUGGCCGUGGCAUGGAUAUCGAGCGAGUCAACAUUGCCUUCAACUACGACAUGCCAGAGGAUUCAGAUACCUACCUGCAUCGGGUGGCUCGUGCUGGGCGCUUCGGUACAAAGGGCCUGGCCAUCACUUUCGUGUCAGAUGAGAAUGACGCCAAGAUCCUGAAUGAAGUGCAGGACCGCUUUGAGGUGAACAUCAGCGAGCUGCCUGAUGAGAUCGACAUCUCUUCUUACAUUGAACAGACCCGAUAAAGGGGGCCUUUCCUCUCCAUCGACCUUGGUUUUAAUUCCUGACCUCUUCCGCUUCCCUGAAACUUCAUGUUUAAUUUCACUUGACGGAGCACGAUGUGGCUUUGACCAUCCGGACAUAACCCGUUUACAUCACUCCGAUGAGGGGGACAGAAGAGCCGCCGUCAGCAAGCUGCUGUGUGUUGUGCCCAGAGGCCUAAGGGGAGAGCCUGCUGGGCGGGAGUCCCAUUGCCCAGCUGGCACCAAGAAGAGAAGGUCUCGGUGCCUCUCCAUGGGGGCUCCCCCUGCCUCCAGAUGGAGAUCUCUACUGCCUACCAGCAGGAUGUUGGGACUCCACCAGUUAUGUAGCUUCACUUUGUCCUUAUGUUGGCGUUAUGCAGAGACCUGCCUCCAUGACCGGAAGCACAAAAGGGGGAGGAGUUUUCGACAGGGGUGCUCUGUGAAUCCCUGGCAUCUAGAAUUACGUUUUUGUUUCCUGGGAGGAAAAACCCCUCUUGGGAGGGAAAAAAGCUAAAAAUAUGAACCUUCUUUUGUAUGCCCAUUCUUCAUGCUGUUUUUAAGACUUGUGUUUUGCUGUAUGUGCGUGCCCCCCCUUUUUUUUAAAAAAGAAAUGUGUCUGCAUGUGAAAAUUAACCCCCUGUCCUAGGUGGUAUAUCUUGGCAGGUAACCUAGUAGUGAAAGACUGACGUAUUAGCUGUGGCUCGUUCUAUUCCCCCUUGAUUCUCCACCCCCUGCCCUUUUUUUGUAAUAAAGAAACCCAGGUCUUAUGGGUAUCUAAUUAAACGAGUCUUGUGAAUAA